AUGUUGCAAGAGCAAUUGAGUUACUGGAGAAACUGCAAGAAUCUGGAGAAGUACCAGUACACAAGCUACAGUCCCUAAAGAAGGUGCUGCAGAGUGAGUUUUGUACAGCCAUCAGAGAGGUGUAUCAAUACAUGCAUGAAACCAUAACUGUUAAUGGCUGCCCCGAAUUCCGAGCCAGGGCCACUGCAAAGGCAACAGUUGCUGCUUUUGCUGCAAGCGAAGGCCAUUCACACCCGCGAGUCGUGGAGCUGCCAAAGACUGAUGAAGGCCUGGGCUUUAAUGUCAUGGGAGGAAAGGAACAAAAUUCACCUAUUUAUAUUUCUCGCAUCAUUCCUGGAGGAGUGGCAGAAAGGCAUGGAGGGCUCAAACGGGGGGACCAGCUGCUUUCAGUUAAUGGAGUGAGCGUGGAAGGAGAACACCAUGAGAAGGCGGUGGAGCUGCUGAAGGCGGCUAAGGACAGCGUCAAGCUGGUGGUACGCUACACUCCCAAGGUGCUGGAGGAGAUGGAGGCUCGCUUCGAAAAACUGAGAACAGCGCGGCGCCGGCAACAGCAGCAAUUGCUCAUUCAGCAGCAGCAACAGCAGCAAACUACACAGCAAAACCAUAUGUCGUAG
Leptosomus discolor (cuckoo roller) is the source of this 614-nucleotide messenger RNA. The record is from RefSeq and is a predicted model, not a curated record. Lineage: Eukaryota; Metazoa; Chordata; Aves; Leptosomiformes; Leptosomidae.